CGUUUUUGCUCGUGCACGUCGUGGGAGCCCGGGCUGUCGAUAGCCCGCGCAUGCGCUGUAGUCGUUUCAAUUUACCACCCUCCCCCCCCCUAACCCCCGCGCCUGCUACUAGUACAAAACACAGUGUAAACUCCCGUCUCUCCCGACCGCUUUAUUUUCCUUCGUGUACGCUGUAGAGUGCUGACGUCUGUAAUUCACCGCGGAUCGACAUAGUAUUAACGCAGCACAAAACGUUUGAAUUUCUGCAUUAUAAAGAUGUCCAAAAAUCCACUCAUGAACUGUAAGUCGCGUAAGCAACGUAAGAAUACAGGUCCAAUUCUCGAACCCAAAGAAAAACUAUUUUGUCCUCGCACAAUGGUGAGGUACGAUAAUACAAAAACCGUAUACAGCACUGUGUGGUCGUGUAAAAUGUGUCUAAAGAUCCUUUUGAGUGAAGAGGCUGCUCGGUCACAUGUAAUCAAUUGCAACGACAAAAAACAAAAACUAUUAAAACCUAAACAAGAGCCUAAAGAUGAUGUUGUUCUUCCUUAUAUAUGUAGCACCUGUAACAAGGUGUUUUCGAGGAGUGUUGCGUUGAAGAGACACGUUGAAGUGCAUCAAAAGCCACCUAGUGAUUUUGAGUCCGAAGAAUCUGAUAAUGAAAUGGCCGAUAAUGGUAAACGUGUAAAAAUUAAAGCUGAACAUAUAAAGAAAGAAUAUAUAUAGUCGAUUCUGAUUGAUUAAAUGACAGUGAUUUAAUCUAA
This is a messenger RNA of Aphis gossypii (cotton aphid), 743 nucleotides long. RefSeq lists its product as uncharacterized. The transcript is spliced from 3 exons. Lineage: Eukaryota; Metazoa; Arthropoda; Insecta; Hemiptera; Aphididae. The record is from RefSeq and is a predicted model, not a curated record. Bases 256 to 705 code for a protein of 149 amino acids.